This is a messenger RNA of Dermatophagoides farinae (American house dust mite), 999 nucleotides long. NCBI's taxonomy places the organism in Eukaryota, Metazoa, Arthropoda, Arachnida, Sarcoptiformes, Pyroglyphidae. The record is from RefSeq and is a predicted model, not a curated record.
AUCGAUGUGUUUGCCGAUAUUUAGGAAAAAAAAAUUUCAACAAAAUAAAAUUCAAAAAUGGCGCCAUCAUCAACAAGAAUAUCCACUACAAUGACCAAAAUGACUGGUAAUUCAAACGAUGACGAUAUUCAACAUGUCAAAAUGAAUGAAAAAACAUUUAGAAAUUAUUCUUCAUCACCAUUAUUAUUGUUAUCAUCAUCAUCAUCAUCAUUGAAUCCAGAAUUAAUCCAUCAACAGAAUCAUCUUGAAAAGCAAAUAAAUCAGAAUCAUCACCAAUUUCAAACAUUUCAUCAUCAUCACCAUCGUCAUAAUCAUUGCCAUCAUAAUUUAUCAAAAAAAUUAUCAACAAUUACCAUGGCCAUUUUAAUGGCAUUAAUAUUUGAAAAUGCACCAUUCAUAUCAUCAUCACCAUUGCCACCAUCAUUAGCGCCAUCUAUAAUGAGAGGUGUAUAUGUUACGCCUAUAUUUCAUCAUCAUCAAAAUGAUCAAUCAAUGAUAAAUCAAUUAUUGAUGAAUGAUGAUGACGAUGGCGGUGAUAAUAGAAUUAUUGGUUGGACAAAUUAUCCAUCAUCAGCAACAAAUACAAAUACAUUCCAUAAUGAUGAUGAUGGUGAUGGUGAUGAUGAUGAUGAUGAUUUAGAUGUAGAUUUUGAUGGCCUAAAUAAUUAUAAAGAACAGCCAUUAAAAACAUCAACAACGACAACAACAAAUCAGCAACAGUUAUCACCACAAGCGGUGCAAAAAAGAUCAAUUCAAAUGGAAAAGAAAAAUAAUAAAGAAUCACUGUAUGAUUGGCUGAUUAAGAAUAAUAACAACCAGAAUAUCAAAAAUGGCCGCAUGAAACGUAGUGGUAUCGCUGAUCAACGUUUAGCUGAAUUAUUAGAAUUGGCACGUUUAGAUAUGAUAAGGAAAUUAGUACGUGAUAGUACAACACAUCAUUCAUCAACAUCGAUUGAUGAAGAUGUUGCAUAUGGAUUGAUUGAUCCACAUGUUAUGUAA